UGGGAGACAGAUCAGGGCCGACGAGAUGGAUAUAGGGACGACAGAUACGAGAGAUCGGACCGAGAUGGAUAUAGGGACGACAAAUAUGAGAGAUCGGACCGAGAUGGAUAUAGGGACGACAGAUACGAGAGAUCGGACCGAGACGGAUAUAGGGACGACAGAUACGAGAGAUCGGACCGAGAUGGAUAUAGGGACGACAGAUACGAGAGAUCGGACCGAGACGGAUAUAGGGACGACAGAUACGAGAGGUCGGGUCGAGAUGGCUACAGAGGUGGUAGGUAUGAAAGAGGAGAUCGGGACUGGGAACGACGAGAUGGGUCGCGCGGACGGUUUGAGCGCGGGGGAGAUGCGAGAGAGCAGCGCGACGAGUCGCGCGGGUGGUACAACCGAGGGGAUCGACGCGAUGAGUCACGAGGGCGAUAUGACUCGGGGGACCGCCGGAAUGAUUCGCGAGGGCGGUAUGAGCAAGGAGGGUCUGGAGGACACCGCCGCAACGAUUCGCGCAGUCGGAAUGAGAGAGGGGGAUAUGGCGUCUCAUCAGAACCAUACCCACAAGGCAGCCAGGAGUUCGAUCUCUAGAAGCGCAGACGACAGACCAUCUACUCCCAGGAACUCAUGCGUCUACUGUAGAGGAGAAGAUCAUAUCAAGAGGGAUUGCCCGGACCUCAAACGGGCAAUAGAUGAGGGACUUGUCGUGCUUGACGACCGCAAGUACGUCAAGUGGGCAGAUGGUCUGGGAGAUGUAUCAAUGUUCCCUUCGAUGAAGGAGAAUGUCGAAGCAAGGAGAGUAAAGCCGUGUAAAGAAAAGGAGCCGGUCAGGAGCUAGAGCAUCAAGAUAACCUUUGAGGGGGAUAUGACGACCACACCCAUAAGGGUGGCAGCCACCAAG
Molecule: messenger RNA, 889 nt
Organism: Chara braunii
Lineage: Eukaryota; Viridiplantae; Streptophyta; Charophyceae; Charales; Characeae
Source: the annotation of a GenBank genome assembly